Molecule: messenger RNA, 2009 nt
Organism: Acanthopagrus latus (yellowfin seabream)
Lineage: Eukaryota; Metazoa; Chordata; Actinopteri; Spariformes; Sparidae
Exons: 8
Coding region: 90-1904 (604 amino acids)
Biological process (GO): egg coat formation; positive regulation of acrosome reaction; binding of sperm to zona pellucida
Cellular component (GO): extracellular matrix
Molecular function (GO): acrosin binding
Source: RefSeq, a predicted model, not a curated record
CCUCCACACUAAUUACCCCCAGCCGUGACUGCGCGCUGCUUUUACGCGCAGAUCGAAAGAGAAGGUAGAAGGACAGCAGGACUGCUGCGAUGAAAACAAAGUGGCAUCUCUAUAUUUUCUGGAGUGUUUUAUCACUUGGCCUCCUCAGCUGUGCCGGCGACACUUAUGAAUCUCAAUUCGCAAGAAGGAAAACGCUCUUCAAACCGGACACGCCAAAAUCCAAACUGUCAACAACGGGCAACAGAAAAUCCUCCCUCUGGUUACCUGCCAGCUCGUUUCCCUUGUCUCACCUCGGUCCCACUCCGGCGCCUGGAACACCUCGAUCCAUGCGUCAAGGUGAGACCCAGUCGGGCCUCGCCCACCUCCCAGACGUCUCUGUAACCUGCUCCGCGUCUGACUUUGUCGUGCGGGUCAAACCGGCCUUCUACGGCCAGGGCGCAGACGCAGAGGAGCUGAAGUUAGGUAACACCUGCAAAAGCAACGGAGUCCUCGGACCGCACGGUGACCUGCUCUUCAUAUAUCCCCUGACUGCGUGCGAUGCCGUGCGCCAGACCCCCCGCGGUUAUCUGGUCUACAAAUUUGUGCUCCACUUUGAGCCUUCGCCGAAACGUUUCCCAAGCAGCGCGCAGCGGAUCGAUGUCGAUAUUGAAUGCCGUUACCAAAGGAGCCAUCACGUGCACCAGCUGACUGUGCAGCCCACCUGGAGAACCGCCGUUGUGCGUAAGAAGCUGAGAGGAAGUCCACAGGAGUUCCAGAUCGAGUUGAUGGAUGAUUCGUGGAGCGGAGCAGCCAAGUCCCAGGUGUUCCAGCUCGGAAAGACGCUUAAUUUCCAGAUCUCUGCUGCUCAUCUCCCAGCCGGUGGGAAACUGUACAUCAACAGCUGCUACGCUUCACCAUCCACUGGCUCUGAGUCACCCCUCAAAUACACCAUCCUUGACAACUUCGGAUGCAUGCUGGACAGCAAGAGAGAGCCAGGGGCCUCUCGGUUCAUCUCUCGGACAGACAAGACCCUGAGAUUCUCCCUGAAGGCUUUCCAGUUCACAUCCGACCCUGACACAGAGGUCAAUAUUCACUGCAAGUUAUUUGUAACAUCUGAGGAGCCAGGUCCUGCGCACAAAUCAUGCACGUACAGAGGAAACAGGUGGAAGGCCCUGACUGGUGACGACUCCAUCUGUGAAUGCUGUGACUCGCAGUGUGUGACCUCCAAACCGCGGAGAGCCAUGAUGGAAGGCUCUGCAAGCAGUGGGUCAUUGCUGGUCUCUGAUGAGCCAUACACAGCAGAUGAUGGCUUUCUACCAGUCAGUCCCCCCUCAGUCAGCAUGAGCAGAGACGGCGAGGCUACAAUCAUUCAUUACAUUGAUUAUCGUGAGAACCUGUGGGGAAGUGAAGAUGUAGUAAUGUAUGAUGAGGAUGAAGAAGAGCAAGACAAUAUGGCAGAUGAUGAUGAUGAUGAUGAUGAUGAUGAUGGAGAAGAGGAACAGGAGGAGGAGGAGCAGCCAAAUGGGGUUAUCGUCAGAGUGAUGACAGAACCUGAUUUAGAGGAGUUAAGUUUCAGGGAGAGGAUCUCAGCGGGGGAGAAGAACGAGUCUGAACUGAGGGCUUCAGAUCAGUUCGAGCAGGACUGGUCAGGGCAUUUAGCAGAGGAGGAUUUUUCAGUGGGUGAAGAGGAGGACGAUGAGAUCUCUGAUGCGCAGCAGGUGAUCCAUUUGAAUCGGAGGGAAGGUGAAGACGGCCUGCAGAGAGCCUUCCGGCCCCUGGUGUCGGAAGGAGAGGAAGAAAACAGGGAGCACACAGGUGGAGGUGGAGAGGAGGACAGGAUGAUCGCCUCUGAGGCGGAGCAGAAGAACGAUGAUGAGGAUGUAGUAUAUGAUAGGGAGAUGACGUGGUAUUUCACAUGGAGGUAGUAUUAGUUUGAUGGUCAGUGCUCUGCUUUAAAGACUGUUGUUACUCUCCAUACCAGAAGGAUAUUCUGAGUCUUUUCAAUAAAACAUGAAAAUGCAAUUACUGGA